AAAAUUACAUCAUUUUCAUGACCCUUAUUCGAGUCAAGAAGAUGGGUUACUAGAUAUCGCUCCUUCUUCCUGACAGCGAGGUAGUAAUUGUCACCAGUAGGCUUGAUGAUAUAAUAAUACAAAAUGUCCCAAAGACCCAGAUUUAGGCCCAAAAGCUUGUUCAAAGCAGAUACCCCCAUCACUAUCCUAAAGAAAUUGGGGCAACAUUGGAGGGCGCAAAGCUUUGCGGCUGAGAAAACCCAGAGGAAGAAAGGAUCAAGGGGAAAUCGAACUCCACCCUCAGUGAUGGCACGAGUAAGAAUGGAGAUACUCUCCCUUGUGCCUAUUAAGGGUUCAUCCUUUCCAGCAACCCUUAUCUCAACGUCGCUUGGAACGUUAUAUUUUACUCUGAAAACUGGGAUUUCUGAAGAGGUGAGAGGUGCCAUUGAGGAAGAUGAACGCAAAAAGAAGAAAGGUAGUGCAGAUACGAAGAAAGAGAUGAAUCUAAAACUGAGAAGGCAAAGUGACAAGAAAACGAAGAGAAAUCGUUUAUAAAGAAAGAUAAUUCUAAAAGGCAAUAUUUAAAUACAAAGCA
Ilex paraguariensis (yerba mate) is the source of this 574-nucleotide messenger RNA. The record is from the annotation of a GenBank genome assembly. Lineage: Eukaryota; Viridiplantae; Streptophyta; Magnoliopsida; Aquifoliales; Aquifoliaceae.